Cicer arietinum (chickpea) is the source of this 2326-nucleotide messenger RNA. The record is from RefSeq and is a predicted model, not a curated record. Lineage: Eukaryota; Viridiplantae; Streptophyta; Magnoliopsida; Fabales; Fabaceae.
GAGCAAUUAUUAAAAAAUAAAAAGGAAAAGGGUAAUCUGCUGCAGAACAUUCUUCAUCAUCUCUCUCUCUCUCUCCAACCCAAACGACGAAGAAGAUUAGCUUUCUGAUAUUUGAAUUCCCAAUUCCGAAAUCACUGUGUUUGUGAAUAUUAACGCUGAUCUCAAUUCCAGCAACACUAUUUCUGAUCUCAAAAGUUUCCAUUUUCACAAACAAAGUCUGAAUCAUCCAAUUGGGUUAUGCUCCAAUCCAACAUCACUAUGGGUAAAAUUACAGAACUGGGCUUUCUUCUCUUACCCAGAUAAGAAAAAGGGUUCCUUUUUUUUUUCUUCACCAUCAUCUUCAUAUCAGAGAUCGUUGUUUUUCCAGAUUCAAAGAAAAGGGUGUUCCGUGUUCGUUUCUGUUUGAUGAAUUAUGUUCAAAAAGGUAUUCAGUAAACUUCCUAAAAAGUCACAAAAAAGUUCGGAGAAUCGCGAACAAGGUGGAACUCCAAGAAGCCAUGGUGUUUCAACCUCAAAAAACAGUGAAAAUAUUACACAACAAGGUAGCAACAAAACCGGUAAUUCUUCUACUUCUUCUUCUUUGAAUGUAGGACAAGGACAGUAUAAUAAUAAUCAUGGUAACAAAGGUUCAUCAUUACCUUUGUUUGUGAAUGAAAAUUCCAAUGGUAAUUUCAAUUCUUAUGAAGCAUUACCAGCAUUUAGGGAUGUUCCCAAUUCUGAGAAACCAAGUUUGUUUAUUAAAAAGCUUAAGAUGUGUAGUGUUGUUUUUGACUUCACUGACCCUACUAAACACCUCAAAGAAAAAGAGAUUAAGAGACAAACUUUGGUGGAACUUGUUGAUUAUGUGUCUUCUGUUAAUGCUAAAUUCACUGAGAAUGUAAUGCAAGAGGUUGUGAAAACUGUGUCUGCAAAUAUAUUCAGAACACUCAGUCCUCAACCGCGUGAAAACAAACUCGUUGAUGGUCUCGAGGUUGAGGAGGAGGAGCCUUCAAUGGAUCCUUCUUGGCCUCAUUUGCAAGUUGUUUAUGAGCUUUUCCUUAGAUUUGUGGCAUCACCUGAGCUGGAUGCAAAGUUGGCUAAGAGAUUCAUUGAUCAGUCCUUCAUUUUGAGGCUUCUGGAUUUGUUUGAUUCUGAAGAUUCUAGAGAAAGGGAGUACUUGAAAAUGACGCUGCACCGCAUCUACGGUAAGUUAAUGGCACAUCGCCCUUUCAUCAGGAAAUCAAUCAAUAACACCUUUUUGAAUUUUAUUUUUGAGACUGAGAAGCAUAAUGGGAUUGCUGAGUUCUUGGAAAUUUUGGGGAGUAUCAUCAAUGGUUUUGCGUUGCCAUUGAAAGAAGAGCAUAAAUUGUUUCUGGUUCGUAUAUUGAUUCCAUUGCACAAGCCGAAGUGCUUAGCAAUGUAUCAUCAGCAGUUAUCUUAUUGCAUUACUCAAUUUGUGGAGAAAGACUGCAAGCUUGCUGAUACGAUCAUUAGGGGGUUACUGAAGUACUGGCCAAUAACAAAUAGUUCAAAGGAAGUUAUGUUCCUUAGUGAGUUGGAAGAAGUCUUAGAAGCAACUCAACCUCCGGAGUUCCAGCGAUGUAUGGUGCUAUUGUUUCACCGUGUUGCUCAUUGUUUGACUAGCCCUCAUUUUCAGGUCGCGGAAAGAGCUUUGUUCUUGUGGAAUAAUGAUCACAUUGUGAACUUAAUAAAACAAAACUGCAAAGUGAUACUGCCAAUCAUGUUCCCUGCACUGGAGAGAAAUAUUAAAACUCAUUGGAAUCAAGCUGUCCACAGUCUGACUUUAAAUGUUCAGAAGAUUUUUCACGAUUUCGAUCCCGAUCUGUAUAAAGAAUGCUUACAAAAGUUUGAGCAAGAUGAAUCAAAGGAAGGUGAAGUGACAGCAGGACGCGAAGCCACGUGGAGACGUUUGGAGGAGCUUGCCGCGAAGAAAGCUACGAGUAGCGAAGCCGUGCUUGUUGGAAAAGCACUCACUCGCAAAUCGGCAGGUUAGAUAGAAAUGGAACAUGUAUUCUAUAUAGCUUCAUUUUUUAAGGAAGAAUUUUACGGUAUUUUUUGGCAUGUGAUGGGUUGGCCAAGAAUGGCAAUUUCUUGAAUACUUUCCAUAUUCACUUCCUAUAGGAAUUGAAGGGUAUUUAUUAUUAUUAGUAGUGGAUAAUCUUAUAUUCACCACAAUGUCCAAAGCUUAACUACCAUAUAGCUUAUACUUUUGUAGCCUGAGUUGACACUCAGCACAUUUGAGAACUUUUCUUUUUAAUGCACAUUUCCAAUGAACAUUUCCUUGUAGGCUAAAAGUCUUUAAACAUACCAUUGGGUUUGGCGCAAA